AUGCAGUCAUUAAAAGGACUUAGGCCGCAGAUCUCGCGCGCAAAUCCACUCAUACACCACAGCUUCUCCCGCUGGACACGAUCCAGUCAUUAUCUAACCUCCGACACUCAGCCCUCAUACCGAACUCGACUUUCGCCUCUGUCGCCAAUCAAAGAAAUCCUCUACUCCGAUGUCCACUCGUUGCUGGAACUCAAGAUGGUCACAAUCGACAUCGAAUCUGUACGCUACGUUCAGGAUUUCAUCGGACCCAAAUACGAGCUUCCUGAGGCUGUGAUCAGAGAGCUUCUGUGCAUUUCACAUACGCUUACACCUAGCGCUCAAAGAAAGGGCACGCCGUUUCAGACACAAAAGACCCACAUUGAAGACACACUGGGAUACGGAGCUAUCAACUCGCGUGUUCUUUUGGGCCAACAUGCAUACAAAUUUGCUGUUUUCAGCUACCUGACAAAGGUACCCAGUUGGAGUCGAAAGAAGGCCAACCUGAUGAACUUUGACAUUUGUCGAAGCGGCCUGGCUGACCGACUUACUCGUGACGAGACCCUGGUGCUUGCGUUUGUCAAGAACACGAAACUCAUCAAGUCGCUAUACGUGCCUCUUCCGGAAGAAAAUGCCAACAAGAGACAGGCGUUUAGGAAAAUGCAUGAUACUCACUAUGCCACCAAGAUGCUGUUUGCGCUAAUUGCAAGUAUCCAUAUUGAGCAUGGUGGGGUGAAGGCCGAGGAGUUUGUUCAUGAAGUGAUUUUGGAGGGCUACAUGACUUCUGGUUUAAUGACUUUGGUUUAA
This is a messenger RNA of Yarrowia lipolytica CLIB122, 783 nucleotides long. RefSeq lists its product as uncharacterized. NCBI's taxonomy places the organism in Eukaryota, Fungi, Ascomycota, Dipodascomycetes, Dipodascales. The record is from RefSeq and is a predicted model, not a curated record.